This is a messenger RNA of Panicum hallii, 1093 nucleotides long. RefSeq names its product MADS-box transcription factor 17-like. Gene Ontology annotation, biological process: positive regulation of transcription by RNA polymerase II. The transcript is spliced from 8 exons. Lineage: Eukaryota; Viridiplantae; Streptophyta; Magnoliopsida; Poales; Poaceae. Gene Ontology annotation, cellular component: nucleus. Gene Ontology annotation, molecular function: protein dimerization activity; DNA-binding transcription factor activity, RNA polymerase II-specific; RNA polymerase II cis-regulatory region sequence-specific DNA binding. Bases 1 to 768 code for a protein of 255 amino acids. The record is from RefSeq and is a predicted model, not a curated record.
AUGGGGAGGGGCAGGGUGGAGCUGAAGCGGAUCGAGAACAAGAUCAACCGCCAGGUGACCUUCUCCAAGCGCCGCAACGGCCUCCUCAAGAAGGCCUACGAGCUCUCCGUGCUCUGCGACGCCGAGGUGGCGCUCAUCGUCUUCUCCAGCCGCGGCAAACUCUACGAGUUCGGCAGCGCAGGAGUAAACAAGACUUUGGAAAAGUAUCAUAAUUGUUGUUACAAUGCUCAAGGUUCCAACAAUGAUUUUGGUGGUGAACCUCAGAGUUGGUACCAAGAAAUGUCAAGACUCAAGGCUAAGCUUGAAUCCCUCCAACGUUCUCAAAGGCACAUGCUUGGUGAGGACCUUGGGCCACUGAGCAUAAAGGAGCUGCAGCAACUGGAAAAACAACUUGAAUAUGCACUGUCACAGGCUCGACAGCGGAAGACUCAAAUGAUGAUGGAACAGGUGGAUGAGCUUCGCAGAAAGGAGCGCCAACUUGGCGAGCUUAACAAGCAACUGAAAAACAAGCUUGAAGCGGAAGGUUGCAGCAACUACAGGGCCGUCGUCCAAACCUCCUGGGCACCUGACGCUGCCGUGGGUUCCGAUGGCGGUGCACUCCCCGCCCCCAAUGCUCAACCACCAGUAGCUGCUAUGGACUGUGAGCCCACUCUGCAAAUCGGGUAUCACCAGUUCGUUGCCCCUGAUCAGGCAGCAGCCAUGCCAAGAAGCAGCACUACUGAAGGAGGGGAGCAGAACGGCCACUUCAUGCUCGGCUGGGCCCUUUGAGCUGCUCUCGAUCUACGGAAGCAAAUAAUUAUUAUGACGUACGUAUGAACGCGUAUGGCAAGCGAUCGAUGAGACGUAUCACUACUAUUAUUUGUUGCAUGCCGGCUUUAGCUGAUGGUAUGUAGGCCCUAGCUGUAAGCAUGCAGGCACUGUACUCUCUACCAAUUAUAUGAUGGCUCCCUGCAAUAGUUUCAGAAAACAGUGCUAGGUAGCCUUCUGCUUGUCCUUGAUUCUUGGAUUAGAAUCAACACUACUUGAGUCGAAGGCCAGUUAAAGGGAUAGUACUCCCUCUGUUCAUAGUGUGCCUUCAUCGCAGCCGGCCAAC